Molecule: messenger RNA, 837 nt
Organism: Coregonus sp. 'balchen'
Lineage: Eukaryota; Metazoa; Chordata; Actinopteri; Salmoniformes; Salmonidae
Source: the annotation of a GenBank genome assembly
AUGCCACUGUGUCCACAGGCUUCAGAGUCCAAACGAGAGCAGUUUCGGAGAUACCUGGAGAAGGCUGGUGUCCUUGACAGCCUCACUAGUGGUGUGUUUAUUUAGAAUAUUUCAUUAACUUUAAUUGUUAGUUAAUCUUAUUUGGCUGAUGCCAAUUACGAAAACUGCUUGUGCCUUUCCUUAUUACAGUGCUGGUGGCAUUGUAUGAAGAGACGGAGAAACCCAACAAUGCACUUGAGUAUCCUUUAAAAAUGUUUGAUCUGUUUUUGUAAUGAACAUUUCCUACAUAAUGUAGACAUACAUAGCUAUGUUUUUGGAAUGUGAUGAAACAUCACGAGACCCCUCCCAUUCAUAAUCUGAACUUUCUGUUGCCUUUAGUGUUCUAGCAAUCUGCAGUGCUCACACAGACAGAACAAGUGUAGACUGUCACAGAUCCUGAUGGGAUGCUUUUCUAAAAUAUUAGAACAAUAACUCAUUUCCAAUGACAACGAGGUUGAGAACGAAUCUAAUUCCUCCUCAGCACACUAAUUUCUUUAACAAGAUCCAGUUUUGUCAAGCAACACUUGGGUGUGGCUGGCCAGGAGUCUGCAGACACUGAGGCACUCCAGCAGGAGCUAAGAGAUGUGAGGCAGAGGUGUGAGCUGCUGGCCGAGGAGAACACAGAACUCAAGAACAGGGUAGGCCUACCUGUGAUUCUUUUUCAUUGAGUAUGAUGAUCUAUACAUGGUAGGCUUGACUUUUCAAAACUACCUAAUUAAUUAAUAGAAUCUCUGUUUUUACACAUUUCCUUAGCUUCAACGCUAUGAGCCUACACAAGAGGAUGGAGCUGCCGAAUAA